AGUGUUAGGCAGAAGUAAGGGAUGUUACUCAGGGGCGAGGGUUGAUGCAUUAGGGGGAAGAGCAGGGAUGAGGAAAGAUGGCAACACAGGGAGAUCCACCUGCUCUUUUUUGAGGAUUUCUAUUCUUUGGGGAAAGAGGAAAAGACCCCCCGGCAUUCAUCUCCCUGGUCAGACAAGGUUUUCAGACCAGAAACACAUCUCUCUGUUUCCUCUCAUCUGCCAGCGCUGCUAACAUCACCAAUAAAUGCCCUAAUUGGGAUCAGGGUCUUAAGUCUAUAAAGAGUCACAACAAGCCAAGGCUUUUCCAGCCUCAUUGUCCAUCCCCCUCCUGCUGCUGGAAGUCCCUAAGCACACAGUCAAGUUAAGACCUGUUAGCACCCCCUCUUGGUCUCAUCAGCAGGACAAGAUCUGGUUAUCACUAUGUGGUAUCUCCUUUUUAUCCAUCUUCUUACAGCAUCUGUUGUACAGCCAUCCCAUAUUAAUAAUACCACAGUGCCUUUCCUCAUCUUCCUGAGAUCCAGCUCCCAGUCCUGUGUGGGGACCCUCAUUCACCCACAGUGGGUGUUGACUGCUGCUCACUGCUUCUUACCGACCCAGAACUCCUAGAGGAUGCCAUUGUAUGGAGGGGGCAGGACACUGAGGUGGAUGGUCAGGAAGACUCUAAAUAUAAGAUACCUGCAAGUGAUCAUAAGAAAGGAUAUCCAGUCCAGCCAAGAGGAACCUGAGAAGGUGGUACCUUAUGAGAAAGUUAUCCCUCACAAAAAAUUCACAGUCAUCUCAUCUGAACAUGACAUUGUACUGAUCAAACUGGCCCAGCCCAUCACGCUCCCCAGCUCCUACACGACCGUGGAUCUGCCCCUUGAGAAUCACAAGGCAGAUAGCCUCUGCACCACCUCCAGUUGGAGCUGGAACAUAAGCAAGCCCCAUGACAUCAUUCUCCAGAAUGUGAAACAUCCCCCUAUUCCUCUUGGGCAGUGUCUCUAUAUCUUCCCUGGGAAGGCCAUGAAGAAUGUGUUCUGCAUGGGAUUGCAGGAAAUCCAUCAGCCCCCCUGCCAAGAGGUCUCCGCAGCUGCAGCCAUCUGUGGAAGGAAGCUCAUUGGGAUCCUAUCUUGGGUUCGUGGGUGUGUCCUGAAUGGUGAUGUGGGCGUCUAUACCAACAUUUACUACUAUGUCCCCUGGAUCCAAGAUGUUAUCUAUGAAAAUUGAAGCCCACUGCCUCUGACCUCUGACCACCGCUCACCGACUGGCUCCCUCACCUCGUGACACACUAGACUUCUUGCUAACCCUGUCUUGGACCUCAGAAUGGGAACCCAAUAGAGAGACCUCUGGCUACAUCUAUAUAUGUAACUCAACUUCGCUUGGCUCUAUUAUUCACUCUGUACAUUCCCCUGAACAAGAGACUCAUACCACAGGCCAAUGGCUUUGGUAGAUGCCCUGUCACCUCUACCCUAGGGCA
Trichosurus vulpecula (common brushtail) is the source of this 1456-nucleotide messenger RNA. RefSeq names its product serine protease 58-like. NCBI's taxonomy places the organism in Eukaryota, Metazoa, Chordata, Mammalia, Diprotodontia, Phalangeridae. Gene Ontology annotation, biological process: proteolysis. The transcript is spliced from 6 exons. Bases 610 to 1206 code for a protein of 198 amino acids. The record is from RefSeq and is a predicted model, not a curated record. Gene Ontology annotation, molecular function: serine-type endopeptidase activity.